AUGGAAGAAUUUGAAAAUGAGAAUUUCGCAAUAUUCAGAGACUGUCUUUCAGCAACUCUCCUCGAAACACGGAAUACCAAGUCAGAGCCAAAGCGACGGCGAAGAUCCAAAGCAAAUGUCGUGAACAAGUCCGCGCAGCUCAGCUCACAGCAAGAGGCAGAGGAGCUGGCUGAUUUUAUCGACUACCUUGCCCACGAAAUCUUUGAAAACUUGCCCGAUGACCUCCAGGAGAUUGAUCACCGCUCAUGGCGAGACUCGCAGAGCCUCCAAGACCAAUUCUCCCUGCCACUGACCGUGGACAGCCUGGAGACGCUGAAUCUCCCUCUGUCAAUAUCAGAGACUCUCCGAACAUACAGCCUCAUCUCGCCUGACCCGACCGCAUCGUCACCGCUGCCGGCGACGGCAGAGGGCUUUAUCCUGCCCGCGCUCUCCGCCUACCUCUCCACGCUGACCGCCGCGCCGCCCGCCACGCGCGAGACGCGGGCGGACGAGUGCGAGAUUUGCGGGCGGUCGUGGAUCCCGCUCUCCUACCACCACCUGAUCCCGCGGUUCGUCCACGACAAGGCGGUCCGGCGCGGGUGGCACAAGAAGGAGGACCUGCAGAACGUGGCGUGGCUGUGCGGCGCGUGCCACCGCUUCGUGCACAAGUUCAGGAACCACGAGGAGCUGGCGAGGGACUACUACACGGUCGAGCUGCUGCUGGCCGAGGAGGAGGUGCGGCAGUGGGCGAACUGGGCUGCCAAGCUGCGGUGGAAGGGUGGAGGAGUUCGUCGUCGCUGA
Cordyceps fumosorosea ARSEF 2679 is the source of this 780-nucleotide messenger RNA. Its product is annotated as HNH endonuclease. The record is from RefSeq and is a predicted model, not a curated record. Lineage: Eukaryota; Fungi; Ascomycota; Sordariomycetes; Hypocreales; Cordycipitaceae. The transcript has a single exon. Bases 1 to 780 code for a protein of 259 amino acids.